GGGUCACAAACCGCGUUAUACAUAAAGUCAUACAAUUCUUUCUUUUUUCUCUCCCAAUCCUACACAAAUAUCACCUUACAUCGCAUUUAAAGGGUCCCACUUGCUCAUAGUUUUCAAAUAAAGAUACAUAUUCAACUUCUUGAUUUCUUCCCCAAUCCAGAUCUCAUCGGACGAGAUGAAUUAACCCAAUUCCUUACUGGGUUCUUCUCAUCGGACUUCGUAUCGGAAAACCCAUAAGUUAAUUGGGAUUUCGUUCAAUCGAUUGGUAUCUUUCCGGUCGUUAACAGUAUGGGUGUCCAAGAAAAUGGGAGUGGUGGUGAUAAUGGUAUGUCUAGUGUUCCUCUUGGAGCGAAGAACAAAUACAGAAGAAUGGAUUCUGAGCUUAACGAUUACAGCGAUGAUGAUUUGGAGGUUGCACCGUACAAACAGACACAGCAGGAAAGGACGAAAAGCACAAGGAAAUAUGUAUUCGCCUGUGCUGUAUUUGCAUCGCUCAACAAUGUCCUCCUUGGUUAUGAUGUGGGUGUUAUGAGUGGAGCAAUCAUAUUUAUCCAAGAAGAUUUAAAAAUCACCGAGUUUCAAGAAGAAAUUCUCGUCGGAAUCUUGAGUGUCAUCUCCCUAUUGGGCAGUCUAGGCGGCGGCCGUGCCUCCGAUGCACUUGGCCGGAAAUGGACAAUGGGCAUAGCUGCAAUUAUAUUUCAGAUCGGAGCACUAAUAAUGACUUUAGCUCCUAGUUUCCAAGUUCUGAUGAUGGGUCGCCUCCUCGCCGGAAUUGGAAUCGGUUUUGGUGUCAUGAUUGCUCCGGUGUACAUCGCCGAGAUUUCUCCGACCAUCUCUCGAGGCUCCUUCACUUCCUUCCCUGAAAUAUUUAUUAAUAUCGGGAUUCUCUUGGGAUAUGUGUCCAACUAUGCGUUUUCCGGAUUUUCUUCACAUAUAAACUGGCGAAUCAUGUUAGCUGUCGGAAUCCUUCCAUCGGUGUUCAUAGCAUUCGCAUUGUUCAUAAUUCCGGAGUCUCCAAGAUGGUUAGUGAUGCAAAACCGAGUCGAUGAAGCUAGAUCCGUUUUGAUGAAAACAAAUGAAAUCGAAGCCGAGGUAGAGGAGAGACUAUCUGAAAUCCUGAAGGCAGCCGGAAUCGGAACUGGAGCCGGAACCGGAGAGAAUCAAGAAGAGAAAGCCGUGUGGCGGGAAUUACUAAAUCCAUCUCCUGCUUUAAGAAGAAUGCUCAUCACGGGAUUUGGAAUCCAAUGUUUCCAACAAAUCACCGGAAUCGACGCGACGGUAUACUACAGUCCCGAGAUUCUACAAACCGCCGGAAUUGAGGAAAAGUCGAGACUCUUGGCCGCAACCGUAGCCGUCGGAAUCGCGAAAACCUUAUUCAUUUUGGUUGCCAUUAUGCUCAUCGAUAGAAUCGGGAGAAAACCGUUGUUAUACGUUAGCACCAUCGGAAUGACGGUUUGUUUAUGCGGUCUAGCGAUAAGUCUUUCGUUGUUCAAAGGAACAACUCUCGGAGUGGAAUUAGCGAUUCUAUCAAUAUGUGGAAACGUAGCUUUCUUUUCGAUCGGAAUCGGGCCGGUUUGUUGGGUUCUAACAUCGGAAAUCUUUCCAUUACGUCUUCGAGCUCAGGCAUCGGCAUUGGGAGCGGUCGGAAACAGGGUUUGCAGUGGAGUCGUGGCAAUGUCGUUUUUAUCAGUUUCUCGUGCGAUUUCAAUGGCGGGAACGUUUCUUAUAUUCACAAUUCUUUCGUUUUUGUCGGUUGGUUUUGUUUAUAAACUUGUUCCGGAAACGAAAGGGAAGUCGUUGGAACAGAUUGAGUUGUUGUUCCAAAAGGACAGGAAUUGGAAUGAAGAGGAAGUAGAGUUAUCAGAUACUCAACAGUUGGUGAAAAACGAAGGGAAUUAAGUGGAUUUUAGAUGUCGUAAUGAGUUAUACUAUAUGCAUAGGAAGUUGUAAAUUGUUGACGAUAUUUUUUUACCUUGGAAACGGGAGUAGUAGCGAUGUGUUGUUAUUGGUGUUUGUAUUGAUCACGUAAAUGUUUGAGAAAGAGGAUAUGUCGAAACAUGCAUUUAAACAAAAGAAUGUGUUCGUUGUUUUAAA
Molecule: messenger RNA, 2094 nt
Organism: Lactuca sativa (garden lettuce)
Lineage: Eukaryota; Viridiplantae; Streptophyta; Magnoliopsida; Asterales; Asteraceae
Product: Major facilitator superfamily protein
Biological process (GO): transmembrane transport
Cellular component (GO): membrane
Molecular function (GO): transmembrane transporter activity
Source: RefSeq, a predicted model, not a curated record